UUUUUUUUUCCUUUUACCCAAACUUGCGCCUUUGUUCUUUUUUUAUUUUAUUUUAUUUUAUUUUUUUGAAAACAUUUCUCAUUUCCUUUGAACAUGCCCUCAUUCGUAGGCGCCAUUGACAAUGGCACGUCUUCAUCGCGCUUUUUAAUCUUUGACGAGAAAGGCGAUCUUGUCAUCGGUCACCAGCUUGAGUACCGUCAAAUAUUUCAUCAGCCUGGAUGGGUUGAACAAGAUCCCAUGGAUAUCCUUGGAAGCGUUAUUACAUGUAUUGACUAUGCCCUACGCAAGUUUGAGCUUCAAGGCAAUCGCGUCAAGCAUCUGAAAGGCAUUGGUAUUACUAACCAGAGAGAAACAACCGUUGUCUGGGACAGAAAGACAGGGAAGCCACUUCAUAAUGCAAUUGUGUGGUCAGAUACUCGAACAAAGGACAUUGUUCGCAAGUACUGCGAUUCAAGCGACAAAGGCGCUGAUGCGCUGAGAGAUGUUUGCGGUCUUCCCCUUACUACAUACUUCAGUGCAGUCAAGCUCCGUUGGUUACUCGAUAACAUUCCUGAAGUGAAAGAGGCACAUGACAAAGGAGAUAUGAUGUUCGGCACUGUUGACUCUUGGCUCAUCUAUAACCUUACUGGAGGUGUGGAUGGCGGUGUUCACGUCACAGAUGUAACGAACGCUAGCCGAACAAUGUUGAUGGAUAUUCAUACUUUGAAGUGGAGCGACAAAGCUCUGGAGUUUUUUGGUAUCAAUGCCAAUGUUUUACCAGAGAUCAAACCCUCAUCAUGUCUGUUUGGGAAGAUCAAUCAUCCACAAUUGACAGAAACCAAAGAUUUGCCGAUCGCGGGUUGCUUGGGAGAUCAGCAUGCGGCUUUGGUGGGACAACAUUGUUUCCAUGUAGGUGAGGUUAAGAAUACUUAUGGCACUGGGUGCUUUAUGGUAUUCAACACUGGUGAGAAAAUCAUUCCUUCCAACAAUGGGUUGUUGACAACUGUGGGAUAUCAGUUUGAAGGUGAACCUGCAGCCUAUGCACUUGAGGGAUCCAUUGCUGUAGCUGGAUCUGCUGUGAAGUGGCUUCGUGAUAACAUGGGGAUUAUCAAGGAUGCGGAAGAAAUCAAUAAUCUGGCAGGAGCAACAAAGGAUAGUGGCGGUGUUGUCUUUGUGACAGCAUUUUCAGGCUUAUUUGCACCCUAUUGGAGACCUGAUGUCCGAGGCUGUAUCCUUGGUAUCUCUCAACAUACCACAAAGCAUCAUCUUGCACGAGCUACGCUGGAAGCGACCUGUUUCCAAACCCGCGCUAUUCUCGAGGCUAUGAACGCUGAUUCUGGACAACCUCUCAAGAGCCUUCGAGUGGACGGAGGAUUGUCAAACAGUGAUAUCUGCAUGCAGUUGCAAGCAGACAUCCUUGGCAUAGAAGUCACUCGACCUCAGAUGCGUGAGACUACUGCAUUGGGUGCAGCCACAGCGGCGGCAGUGCAUUUGGAUAUCGGUAUUUGGAAAGGAGGUUUCAAAGCCUUUACAGAGCGUACUCAAGAACAAGAAUCGAAAGCGGUCCUCCAAAAAUUUACGCCCAAGAUUUCAGAAAAAGAACGUGAGGAACAAUACGGGCUCUGGCAGAAAGCAAUUGAGAAGACUCUGAGUUGGACACCUUGAUAAUUAGUAUUUACAAUGCCUAUCCAUAUUGAUUCUUUGAAUACAAAAAAAGAAAUGAAGGUCAAAUAAACAUACCC
This is a messenger RNA of Lobosporangium transversale, 1721 nucleotides long. RefSeq lists its product as hypothetical. Bases 94 to 1644 code for a protein of 516 amino acids. Gene Ontology annotation, molecular function: glycerol kinase activity. The record is from RefSeq and is a predicted model, not a curated record. The transcript is spliced from 7 exons. Gene Ontology annotation, cellular component: mitochondrion. Gene Ontology annotation, biological process: glycerol metabolic process; glycerol-3-phosphate biosynthetic process; triglyceride metabolic process. NCBI's taxonomy places the organism in Eukaryota, Fungi, Mortierellomycota, Mortierellomycetes, Mortierellales, Mortierellaceae.